Messenger RNA from Hylaeus volcanicus, 734 nucleotides. RefSeq lists its product as uncharacterized. The coding region runs from base 315 to 665 and encodes 116 amino acids. The record is from RefSeq and is a predicted model, not a curated record. The transcript is spliced from 3 exons. NCBI's taxonomy places the organism in Eukaryota, Metazoa, Arthropoda, Insecta, Hymenoptera, Colletidae.
UAUGAAAUCGAGCAAACAUAACCUCCACGUCGGUACACGUGCAAUGCAUUUUGCAUGAGUUGAAUGUUAUUUGAAAAAAUAAACACAAUCAGUGGCGAAUACAAAGGAGGAGCUCGAACUUCCUCUUCGUUAAUUAAAAAGUCUAUUAGCUAGUGUUCAGACGCUUCGAAAUAUUCUAUCCUAUUUGUGUCGACAUUGUUAGUCUAUUUUCAUCUGAAACUUCGAAUCUGUUCGGAACUUUUGGUUAGCUUUUCCUUUCGAACUCGUGAACUCGUCCAAGUUCGCUACUGAACGUAAUUGGUUCGAAUGGUACGAUGUCUGUCAAGGAUGCUAUGAAAACAUUUACGGAAAUCAUGCGGUCCUUGGAUCUGGCGGAUAAACAAAUUUUUUUAUCGUUCAUUGCUGACAAAUGGAAACCUGAAGAAGCGAAAAAUCCAUCUUUUUCAAGCAAUAACAUAGAUGGAUGUUGUAAUAAAAAUGAUUUGCAAGAGGAACAAGUAAGAAAUAUAAAAAAAAUUGCUGUGGAUAUCAGAAACAGAAUACCAUUCGAUGGUAUACUUUCAUCGGAAUGUAUCAUACCACCAACCAUUGGAGAGUUUGAUAAUUCUUUAGAAUUCGGAUUGCACUGCUGCAUCCACAAAGCAUAUCGAUGCAUUCCUUUAUGACAACAAGGAACUCGAUGAACUUAUAGAAGAAGGAAAAGUACACAAUUUAUACUGUGGCAAUUGUGGAUC